Geodia barretti is the source of this 2068-nucleotide messenger RNA. Lineage: Eukaryota; Metazoa; Porifera; Demospongiae; Tetractinellida; Geodiidae. The record is from the annotation of a GenBank genome assembly.
CUAGGACACAGGGUGUUCCCCUCUCUCUACUGCCUGUAAGUGUGGAGCCUUCGCCUCAGCUGAGCUGCUCUUGAAGUAUGGUGCCAACCCAAAUGGCUGCAAAAAUGGGAGGCAUCGUCCUCUGGUGGAAGCCAGUGCUCAGGGACACAUGGGACUAGUUAAUGCAUUGCUAAAAUGUAAAGCAGAUGUGAAUGCAACUGCCCAGGAUGGCUACACUGCACUUCUUCAAGCCUGUAAAAAGAACCACUGGUACUUGGCACAAGUACUCAUUAAUGAAGGAGCUGAUGUGAACAAGUGUACAUCUUUCCAGUCAGGAGCACUGGAUGGUAUAGUGGAGCUGACUCCACUAGCCCAGGCAGCUGCCAAGGGUCUCAAUGCUAUGGUCAAAUUACUUCUUGACAGCGGAGCUAAUAUCAACUACUUCUGUUCUGAUACACUGCCAGCUCUUGGAUUCACAAUCAUUGGUGACCACAUCGAGACAUUUCACCUGCUCUUAAGCAGUCCAAACCUCGUGAAGACACUGGCAGGGCGAUCAUCGGUCAUUAUUACCUCUGUCAGACAGAUGAAUACUAUUACACGAAAGCUGCUUGAGAUUCUUGGAGGACCGCUGUGAUCCAAGCCCAACAGGACCACUUACAGUUGCUUGUGGAAAACAUUGCGGCGUACAGCGGGCUACAACUCAUCCUGACCUGAGAGAGGUGGAAUCUAUUCUCUUGGUUCCAACUCUACCCGAUCAGCUAGACAAUUAGAGUCUUGGUCCAGGAGAGCAGGAGAAGAUUAAGUAUGUCCUGAUACAGACUUCUGUCAGGAUCUGUGUUGUCUGCAAUCCUUAUAGCCCUGAGGUGCAUAUCAGUAGAAUCUGAUUGGGAUAGCUCAAGCUACAGAAACGUAGCUGUGCUAAUUUUCUCCAACGAACAUUGUCGGCCCAAUGGUGGACGAAGAACUGCAGCAGAAAUUUUCUUACGAAAUUUUUAAUGGGAGAGGCCAUCUCCACUGCGCUUCCUAAGUGAGAACAGGUUCUCAAGUUGGACAUAUUUCAGAUCGAGGUGUUGAAGUUUCAUCCUGAUGAUUCUGAUAUCUUUUACAAGGACCUGGUUUGGACCUUUCAACAUAUGAGUGGAGGGCUAACCUUCCUGAUCGUGUUGAACCAAUGCUAAAACAGCUCUUCAGUGCAAGGUUCACUCCCACAACUUCAUUUCAGUUAGGAACACACAGUGGAAUAGAAUCUCGAUCGCCGUUGGAAAAGACAGGUAGACUUGUGAGGGACCAACCUCUGCCUAGAGAAGAGAGCAAGAGCGAGAACAUUCUAUCGGAGAAUAUGAGAAACAAUCUUCCGAACCGGUCUCGGCGCUAUACUAAUGACAAUGCAAGAUCCAGGGCGAUGAAGCUGGUUCAUGUUAAAGAGAUCAAUACUAAAUUUUUGCCUGUGUCUGCCUUCCCUCAAUCCAAGUCUGCUGCUAUUGCUAAUUCUGAUGAUGCCACUCUGCCUAUGUAUCAUCGUUUUGCUUCCUUGAUGUCUCCACCUGUGUCUUCUUUUCAAUACCAAUCUGGCACUGGUACAGAUUCUAGUAGAUCCUCAUCAUUGGCUACAGGAAGCAGCUACAAUCCUGAUUCAGCAAUUGGUUCACCUGGACCAACACCUCCUUCGUCAAGGCCUCAAGGCAAUCCUGGAGAAGGAGAUUGUUCAUAUCUUCCAAACACCACAGUUGAACCAACUGGUGUAUCACUAGGUGAAGGUGCUUAUGGUGAAGUAUGCGAGGUUUCAUACAAGGGAAACAUAUAUGCAGCCAAGAAGUACAAAAUAUCAAAAAAGGAAGAACUAAUUAAUUUGCAUAAGAGGCUCAAGGCUUUUAUUCAGGAGGUCCAAAUCCCCUUACUAAUCAGCCAUCCCAAUAUCGUGCCUUACUGUGGAGUGUGCAGAUUAAAAGGAGAUGGAGACAACCAGGUCAUUGUAAUGGAAAGAAUGGACAAAAACCUAACUGAAUACCUAAAAGAAGGUUUGAUUACCUUGGAUAAAAAAUUCCGAAUGUUGCUUCAUGUUGCAAAAGGACUGCAACACCUUCAUCAG